UCUUAAACAGCUUCAUCUUAAGAGAACCAACAUCAUGGCGACCGUGGACCGUCAGAAGGUUUUCCACACUACGAAGGUCCGGACUACGCUACGUAAAGAUGGCAGCUGGAUCCGCAGGACCGACGAGGCCCCGGAGCAGCCGUGUAAGUCUCCGGUCUCCAUCAAACCUGAUCGUUUAUCCUCGAUGGAAUCCAGUCCAUCUCGUGCUCCUGCUCCGAACAGUCCGACCCCCCAGACCCCCGCCCGUCAGAGCCCCGCCCGUCAGAGCCCCGCCUCGGCCCAGGACACACCCACCUCACCCCAGUGGAAGGAGAGGAAGGGCAGCUCGUACGUGCUCUCAGCAAUGAAGAGGUUUGAGUCUGAAGGUUCCUCUGGUCUGACACAGACAGAUGCAGCCAGAAAACCUGAAACAAGCAAAGACGCCGCUGACGUUAAGCUAGCUGAGGCACGAGCAGAUUUAGCAAAGACACCUGAGCUCCACACACCUGCAGCUACAGCACCUGAAGUUAAAACACCUGCACCUGUACAGGAAGUGAAGGCGCCUGUGAUAUCACCUGCACAGGAAAUGAAGGCACCUGUGAUGUCACCUGCACAUGUACAGGAAGUGAAGGCACCUGUGAUAUUACCUGCACAGGAAGUGAAGGCACCUGUGAUGUCACCUGCACAUGUACAGGAAGUGAAGGCACCUGUGAUGUCACCUGCACAUGUACAGGAAGUGAAGGCUGCUGUGGUAUCACCUGUACAGGAAGUGAAGGCACCUGUGAAACCACCUGCACCUGCACAGGAAGUAAAGGCACCUGUGAUACCACCUGCACAGGAAGUGAAGGCACCUGUGGUAUCACCUGCACAGGAAGUGAAGGCACCUGUGAAACCACCUGAACAGGAAGUGAAGGCUGCUGUGGUAUCACCUGCACAGGAAGUGAAGGCACCUGUGAAACCACAUAAACAGGAAGUGAAGGCUGGUGUGGUAUCACCUGUACAGGAAGUGAAGGCACCUGUGAAACCACCUGCACCUGUACAGGAAGUGAAGGAACCCGUGAUGUCACCUGCACCUGUACAGGAAGUGAAGGCACCUGUGGUAUCACCUGUACAGGAAGUGAAGGCUGCUGUGAUAGAAACACCUGCCGCAGUGCAGCCUGCAGCGUUAGCAUUUGCAGCGUCUGUAGUAGCGACGGCUCCAGGUGACUCAGUGAGAGAGGAACGCUUCACACCUCCUGUGUUCAGGUCACCAGCAGCUCCGCCCAGCAUCACCAGCUCCACUGCUGCUAAUGUGCUCUGCACCUUCUGUAACACGCCUGUGGAAGGAAACGUGAAGAUCUCAGUCAACGAUCCUCCCAUCUGCUGCCACGCCCACUGCUUUAAGUGCACUAUGUGCGCUAAGCCGCUAGGUGAUAUGAGCUCCUCCAUGUUCCACCACAGCGGGAGGAUCUACUGUGAGAGAUGCUUCGAUCAAGUUUUCUUUAAUUAAUCCAUCACAGCUACGACCAAUCAGAAGCCUCGGCGUCGCCACUGCCGCAUCAACGAACCGUGUACCCACAGCAGUGUGGCAGCGCUGGACUGUAAAAUCCCACCGUGGAUCGACUUAAAGCAGAACUGUGUUUGUGUUUCUGAUGAAAGUUUCUCUUUAAUGUAAAAUUUAACAUGAAUCACGUUUAAUUACAAAUAAUCUGAAUGUUUUCAGUGUCUUUAAUAAAAAGUACAAAUCAGAGCUGCUGAAAUUCUGUUUUUAUUGUUAAAAUAAAUAUAAUAAUAAAAUCACAUUAAAUGAAUAGUUAAUAACACGAGCGGUGAGUGUUUGAGUCCCUCAGCGCUG
Messenger RNA from Trichomycterus rosablanca, 1813 nucleotides. RefSeq names its product calphotin. The coding region runs from base 35 to 1468 and encodes 477 amino acids. Lineage: Eukaryota; Metazoa; Chordata; Actinopteri; Siluriformes; Trichomycteridae. The record is from RefSeq and is a predicted model, not a curated record. The transcript has 6 exons.